UGUCGUGUGUUUUGAACACACACAUGAUAUGAAUGCACGUGGGAUUAGUUUUAUUUUGUAGUUUUUAAUAAUUCUUUUUAAUAUGUAAAAAUAUGUUCAUCUCUAAUUAGUUUCGUAAACUAAUGAACUGGUGAUCUGUGAUAACCUUUAAGUUUACUACUACAUUUAACGAAAUGCAGUUAAAAGAAAAUCGGAAAAUCAAACCGAAUAAAAUGUCUUCAAUUAAGAGCGAUGACUUAAUUCUGAAGAGGAAAGGUGGUGGGAGUAUUAUUGAUCAUCGACCACUUUUUUCUAACGAUGGAGAAACGCUGUAUGUGGUUUGGAAGCAAGUCAUCAAAGCAUACAGCGCAACCACUGGUGACUUUGUCAAAGAAUUGGAACCAGCUCACCAUAAAAUAGUUAAUAUCGUUAUUUCACCUGAAAAUCCUGAUACCUUAAUUGGUUGCACAGAUAAUGCAGAACUUGUUCAUUGGAAUUGUCACAAUGGUCUUAUAACAUCUAAAACGAAACUUGGAUUUCCUAAAAGUUCUAAAAUCAAACUUAGAUCUUUUCAUAUAAUGUAUUACAAAACAUUUCAGAAUAAAGACAUGUGCAAUGGUGUAAUUAGUUCUGUCAAAGUAAAAGGAGAUAAUGUAACUUUACGACUUGAAUUGUUCGAUUUAAAGCUUGGAACUAGGAUCCUAAACAAAGAAAUAGAGAAUUUUAGUAAAGAAUAUUACAUUGAUAUAAUUGGCAAUUAUGGAAAUAAUCUCAUAGCUAUUGCACAAGAAACAUUUUUGUACAUAUUAAGUCCUACUCAUGCUUUAAAGUUUAAUCGUCACAAAACAGGAAGGAAAGUUACAUGUGUAUCAGGUCACCCUGAAGAGGAAUGUGUAGCAAUAGGAGAUGUGAGUGGUAGAGUGGUUGUUUUGAAAGAUAUCUUACAAACUAAUACAGUUAGAGCUGUAUAUCAUUGGCAUACUUUAGCUGUCACUGAAAUUGCAUUCAGUAAAUCUGGUGGUCAUAUGUACACUGGAGGUGGGGAAUGCGUUCUUGUAAAAUGGUUAGUAUCGAAUCCUCAAAAUAAGUCCUUUCUUCCUCGACUACCAGCUCCCAUAAGAUAUCUUACAGUUGCACCAGAAAAUAUUUAUGUAGCAGUUUCAACUUUAGAUAAUGGUAUUAUUAUAGUAAAUCCUCAAAGGAAAUUGACAGCAGUAAUACAGAACUUCACAUGGGGUGUAGCUAGCUCUCCGAAAAGUUUAUUCCCAGCAGGUUUGACUGUAGAUCCUCGAACAAAUAGUCUAGUGCUUAAUAGUCGAACUGGUCAUGUACAAUUUUUUAAUCCUCGCACAAAAAGCUUAUUGUAUAAUGUAAAUAUAACUGCUCAAAACAUACUAACGCAAGAAAGGGACGCAAUUAUUGUAAAUACUGAGGUUACUAGAGUAGCAAUAAGUUCUGAUGGAGUAUUUAUGGCAACAAUGGAAGAACGGGAUGAUGGCGUUUCAAGUAUGGAAAUUAGGCUCAAAUUUUGGGAGUUUCAUGCAGACAAGCAGAACUUUGUUUUAAAUACAUCAAUUGAACUUCCACAUGAAAAUGGAGUGAAUGCGUUAAAAUUUAAGCCAAAAACAUCGUUAGGUGAUGAAGAACAGUUUGUCGUAACUGUUGGCAAAGAUAAAAAAUUCAAAAUGUGGCAGUUAAUACAUGGUUCAACGAGUGAAGGUAUAAAGAGGCACUGGAAAUGCUACAGUGUUGGAUACUAUGCAUAUCAAUCAGCUUUAGAUGCAGAAUUUUCUGUUGAUGGCUCACUCAUAGGAGUAGGAUUUGGUUCUACGUUGACUUUAUGGUCUACCGAAAACAGCGUCCUGAAAAGUUGUUUAAGUCAUAGUCAUUACCCCCAUCCUAUAACUCGAAUUGAAUUUGGAAAGCAGUCAAACGAGUGUAUCCAUCUAGUUGUUGCUGCUUCAUCUGAACACAUGGCAAUUUGGGAUCUUUUGUCAUUAUCAAUGAAAUGGAGUGUACCUAUAAAUUUAACUAUACUAACUUCUGAUCCUUUAUCUGACUACAUGGCAGCAUUUACUGCUGAUAGCACGCUGUUUGUAUUUACACCGGCAAGUCACGAACCUGUAUAUAUUAGAAAGAACUUAGUCGAGAAAGAUACGACGGUAUUGGCAGCUUGUUUUUCGGCCAAUUAUCUUAACAAUGAGGAAGAAACAGUGAUGUGGCAGAGGAAAUCUCAAUUGUUCUUUUUAGAUUCAGAACAAGAACUUUUGACUCUGGAAUCCAAAUCAGAAUCCAGUAAAGCUCUGGAAAAUUUAUCGGCUAGUCGUAACUUACCAUUGACAGCAUUCAAUCGUCUUGUAGCUGCUGAGAGAAUAACGAACGUUGAAAAAACAUCUGUUGUGCAUGAUUACAUCAAGGGAAUUAGCAAGAAUGCCGUUGAAGAAUUGCUGAGUGUACCAGCACAUACACUACCGCCUAUGAGGAUGCUGUGCAUGCCGUUUAUUCUUUCGCUGAUGGGUACUUCGGGCAAAGUAACCAAGGAUACACCAACCAAAAAAACGAUCAAAGUCAAUGAGGACCAAUCGGAUAGCGAAGACGAACACUAUAACAUUAAAACAAUUCUUACUGGUAAAGAAAAGAAUUUGAAUAACGAGAAGGAGACAAAAGACAAGUCGACGAAACUGAUCGAUUUAGAUUGGAGUUUCUUAUCGGCUAUACUGCCAAGCGACGAGUCCGUCAGUUAGUAGCGUUGAC
Messenger RNA from Phymastichus coffea, 2733 nucleotides. Its product is annotated as WD repeat-containing protein 75. Gene Ontology annotation, biological process: positive regulation of rRNA processing; positive regulation of transcription by RNA polymerase I. The transcript is spliced from 14 exons. Lineage: Eukaryota; Metazoa; Arthropoda; Insecta; Hymenoptera; Eulophidae. Bases 174 to 2723 code for a protein of 849 amino acids. Gene Ontology annotation, cellular component: nucleolus. The record is from RefSeq and is a predicted model, not a curated record. Gene Ontology annotation, molecular function: protein binding; RNA binding.